Pomacea canaliculata is the source of this 1360-nucleotide messenger RNA. RefSeq names its product interaptin-like. Bases 263 to 1327 code for a protein of 354 amino acids. The transcript has 10 exons. NCBI's taxonomy places the organism in Eukaryota, Metazoa, Mollusca, Gastropoda, Architaenioglossa, Ampullariidae. The record is from RefSeq and is a predicted model, not a curated record. Gene Ontology annotation, molecular function: protein binding.
CAAAAAAUUUUAAAGACAGUUUCUUGAAAAAUUCUUUUGAAUCGCUAAUGAAAAAAAUGACAGGAUAAGUAGAUACUGCAAGCACACCCGGCCGAAAAUUAUGUCGUCUGCUGCCGAAGGAGAAGCGUCACGCAUGCGCAAGCAAAUGGUAGUCAUGCAAGUGCUUGAGCUUGGCGUCUGCUGCUACGCGCCUGCUCUGCCUGCUAACUAUAUGUUUUCAAAUCAAGCUGCGCUACAGAUGUAGUGUCUAUCAUUAGCAAGAAUGUCAGUGUUACAAGUGUACCUGAGCUGGGUCAAUUCAGUUCUCCGUGAGUCUAGCCGGCCAGUGGACAAUGUGGCAGCUUUGCAGGAUGGACGCAUUAUGUGUGAGCUCAUCGAUGCCCUCGCACCGAACGCCGACCUUGUGGCCAAAGCACAGGGCUCAGGAUCUUCACAGCAGCAAGUUUACAUUCAAAUGGUCUUGAAUCACAUGAAGGAAAAUGACAUCAAAGUCACUGUAUCUGCACAGGAUGUAAUAGAUGGUGACAUCAAGUCAAUUCUUGAUCUGAUGUGGCUUCUGAUUCUUAAUUAUGGAGUUCAUUCUAUUGGUCAGAAUGCCUAUCAACGUAGUGUAGGCAUUGGCAAAAGGAAUCUUCUUGAGUGGUGUCAAAAGGAACUGGAAGUUGCCUUUGAUCAUAGAAAUACCUUGACAUUAAACCUCUGCACAGGAAACUGGUUUAUCAAACUGCUGCAUAAGUUUGCAGGAUACCACAUUCAAGAGUCAGAGGACAAAGUAUCUUAUUUAUAUAAGCUGUUAGAAGAGAUAGAGGAGCGGUAUGGCAUUCGGCGUACCAUCAUCAGCUCUAAUGACAUUGUUGAUGGCACAGUUGAUGAACAUGCUUUGAUGAUUUACUUGUCAUUGCUAAAGAAAAGGGUUUACAGUGCUGGCAGACAGUCAAGACGAGAGAUGUUUAGUGUAGACGGAAAAGAAGCAGCAAUGUCCCGGAUUCAGGAGAGGAACCGAUCUCUGUCAUCAGAAGCAGAGCAGUCCAGGAAACAAAUGGAUGACAUGUCCAGUCCAGAACGUGAAGACACAUCUGACAGAGUAUCUUCACGGGAUAACUCUCUCUCACCACCACCCCUCAAAGAAAACAUACCCAGUCAAAGUUUGGACUCAGCAGAAACUUCUGAUUGGCUUUCUUCUUCCCCCAAUUCCUUGGUUGAGACCAAGGACAGGGUAGCUGCAAACAAACACAGCAGCUCUCUGCAAGCAGAUGCUGAGCAGGUGCUGCAGCAGACGAUCAAGCGAACGAGUCAAGCAGCACUUUCCACAGUUCGACAGAGAUGAUGACAAGGAUACUGAUGCUACUCACAAUCACAG